Molecule: messenger RNA, 5593 nt
Organism: Cydia fagiglandana
Lineage: Eukaryota; Metazoa; Arthropoda; Insecta; Lepidoptera; Tortricidae
Gene: stmA
Product: protein EFR3 homolog cmp44E
Exons: 20
Coding region: 75-2552 (825 amino acids)
Biological process (GO): protein localization to plasma membrane
Cellular component (GO): plasma membrane
Source: RefSeq, a predicted model, not a curated record
GUUAAUUCAGCAGUUUUGAUCGUGAACUCUUAUAAGUGAGAUUGGCUCAGUGUAUAGCGGAAAUUAGUGCUAAAAUGAUGCCGUUGAGCAAGAUCGCACAUCGGACAUGCUUCGUAGUAAGCCGAACCGUGUACAUGACAUGCUGCUGCGGCUGCUGCUCGGCCCUCCGGCCGCGCUACAAGCGGCUGGUAGACAACAUCUUCCCCGCCUCCCCGCAAGAGGGCCUGGUGAAGUCCAACAUGGAGAAGCUCACAUUCUACUCGCUCUCCAGCCCUGAGAAGCUGGACAGGAUUGGAGAAUAUCUGUUCCAGAAGGCUAGUCGGGAUAUUUACAGAAGGAGGCAUGGAUUCGUCGUCAUAGCAAUGGAAGCGAUGGAUCAACUUCUCCUGGCCUGCCAUUCACAGACGCUCAAUUUAUUCGUCGAGAGUUUCCUAAAGAUGGUGCAGAAGCUCCUAGAAUCUACUGACCCUGAACUUCAGACCUUGGCUACUCAGAGCUUCGUCCGCUUCGCAAAUAUCGAAGAAGACACGCCGUCGUACCAUCGUCGCUACGACUUCUUCGUAUCCAAGUUCUCGGCGAUGUGCCACAGCAACCACAAUGACAAGACGAUGAGGGACAAGAUACGACUCGCCGGCAUACAAGGCUUGCAGGGCGUGAUUAGAAAAACGGUAUCCGACGACCUAGUGGAGAACAUAUGGGAGGCCCAGCAUAUGGAUAAAAUUGUGCCUUCUCUGCUCUAUAAUAUGCAGAGUGCAGAAAAAUACGAGACCCUAUCCUGCAUGGACACAGACACACAAGACGGAGUAGAAGACACCCCGCCUCGCCUCGCCGAGGCGUGUCUUCGGGAGUUAGUCGGCCGCGCCUCCUUCGGACACAUUCGUAGCGUACUACGACCAGUGCUCACGCAUUUCGAUCGACACGAGCUUUGGGUUCCGAACGACUUCGCCGUACAUACUUUCAAAAUCAUCAUGUUUUCCAUACAAGCGCAAUAUUCAUACAGCGUGGUAGAAGCGCUGAUGCAGCAUUUAGACGCGGCCGGUGGGGCCGGCAACGACCCGCGAGCCCGCACCAGGGUGAGGGCCGCGCGCGCCGGCGUGCUCAGCAAUAUUGUCGCUAUCGCCGCCGGAGACAGCGUCGGUCCAUCGGUUUUGGAAAUUAUCAACAACCUGCUCACCAACCUCCGAGCUUCUGUGGCCAGAGAUUCUGAGAAAGAAACCGACGAGAAGCUAUAUCAAGAGGCCCUCAUCAACGCCCUUGGAGAGUUCGCUGACCACCUCCCCGACUUCCAGAAGAUCGACAUCAUGAUGUUCAUCGUCAGCAAGAUCCCCAGCAGCCAGCGGCAAGGCAAGAGCAGCAAGGCGGACGCCAUGCUGCAGAGUAUACUACUCAAGUCGCUGCUCAAGGUGGGCACAACAUACAAGACGAGCGAGCUGAGCAAAGCGUUCCCAGCGGCGUUCCUGGACGCUUUACUCCGUCUAUCGGGCGCAGGGGAGCCUGCCACACGAGCGUUGCUGCAGCGCAUACUACACACACUACUCGAUAGAAGGCAGAACGCACAUAAUUUGCAGACGCCAACGCUGGCGUACGCGGAACUCGGGCUGACGAUAGAGAAGUGUUCCCGCCCAGACCUCAUCUUCAUCAGCAAACACGGCUAUGUUAUAUUUAGCUCUCUCUACGACGGUCUUCAACUGGAAUCGAACACGUUGGAGAACAUCGAGGCUAUCUACACGACACUGGCGCUGUUGAUCAUCGAACUGGGCUCAGAGGAGACUGUCUGCGAUUUCAUGCAACUCAUACUGGCUAUCCAGCAGUCCGCCUUGACGAACCCCGUGCUGACCGUGGGCCAGCAGUGCCAGCUGCAUGCCGUCUGCAUCUCGCUGGCGCUGCUGCUGCCCAGGACCCGAGCCCACGACUACCUGCUCAAGAUAGUGGAAGCGCGGCGAGAGGACGCACCACACCUGUUGCCACCGCUGUUGGAAGACUACGACAUCACGCCGGCCAAGAUGCCCAACAAGUUCCCUUACCUCAUGAUCGAUCAGAUGGAGCUAUGCGACUGCCUGAAGGCGUCGGGGCUGGACGCGGCGCGGCUGCAGGCGCCGUCGCCGUACGUGGCGGGCGGCGUCAGCCUGGCGCACCGGCACAGCUGGCUCGAGACCGGCGCGGCCGCGGGCAGGGACAGUCUCGCCGACAUCGGAGCGCCCAACGAGAUGGACAGCGCUAAUAGUUCGCCUGGAGUACAGCGGCACCCGCAACAACCGGAGAGCGUCAGCCUAGAAGCUUUACGUCGCGCCGCUACCGGCCCCAGCGACGCCGAGCGACGAGAGGCCGAAAGGCGACGGGCCUCGCUCAACAGCGCCUUCCGAACCGCGCCCUUCGACCAUCUAGUCAGCCUUACACAGCCAAAGUACGAGCUAAAAGACAAGCUAGAAGAGAUCUUCAGCUCCAUCCAAUCGGAGCCCCUCCUGCCCCGCUCGGCCUGCUCCCCUACAGCAUCACACCAGAGCAACCUUCACAAGCACACCAAGUAUCUGCCCGAGCUGUUCCUCUACUAGAUAAUGUUCCCGUUCAGCUUAGCUUCAAUCAAAGAAUUAUCUAUUGCAGAAGAGUUGUAAAAUCUAAGAAAAUGCCCAGUUUGACAGUCAUGUCAUAUUGUACGGUUAGUGAACUGUCAACUUUUUACAACCCUAUAUACUGCGUAACAAAUUCUAAGCACGUUUUUUUCUUACAAUUUGCAACUCAGUGUAGAAAAUGAAUAAUUCUAUGGCUUCUAUGAAUACCUAAAUAUAAUCAUGAUAUUAAAUCUACUAGCUGUUAUUUCGGCUUAAUGACUUGUUUAUAUCAAUGUUAAUGUUCAAAUUCGACUAAUACAUAUGUAAUAAGUAAUGUUACAACAAAAUUCUUCUAAUCUUGCUCAAAAUUACUUUCACCAUUGUCUUUAGCCUUUUGAAUCUUAGCAUGAAUGUAUGCGGGCAUCGUAGCCUAAAGGCGUGUGCAACUGUAUAGUUGUGUAUACGUAAAGAAGGAAAUCGAAUUGUGUUACUCAUUUACUUUAUUUAAAUACAAAAUUCGAGUCGACAUAACAUUCCAUGUAUCCGAAUCUCUUGCUUUUAUUGUGAACUAUGAUUUAUAUUUACUUAUUCUACUUUAAAAAAUUUUUGUGUUUUGAAAAAUAGUGCUUAUUAUAAAAAAUAUAAGAUUGGAAUAUCAACUCAAUUAAUAGAUAUAGUGCAUAUUUUUUUUCCAUCGUAUUUUCUCGGAAACGUUCGUAUUUGUCAUGCUACUUCAGUCAACCUCAGUUACUUUUUGUACCGAGACUGACUGAAAUAGCAAGACACGUUCGUACGUUUCCGUGAAAAAUACGAUGGGAAAUAAUUAUGCACUAUAUUUGUAGGUGUAUAGCGACUUUUGAUGUUAAGGGCUGUUCAAUAAAUUACGUAAUUUCAAAUUGGGGGCGGGGUCUGGACAUCGGAUGAUGGUAGCAUGACGUAGGAGGAAACGGGGUCAUUCCAAGCAUGAUUUUAGGGAAGGGGGGGUCAAAAAUAGAUGACGUAAUUUAUGAACAGCCUCUUAUCUGUUGAUGAUGUUUGGUAGAUGGAUUGGUAUAAUUCUUGUAAAAUAUGACUUGAUGUAUUUAAUUAUCAUAUUAUAGGUAUAUAUCGUUAUAAAACAAUGCAAUACUAAUUAUACUGCCAAUAGAUUUGAAUGAUUAAAUGAAAUAGCCUAAAUAUUAAGUUGGGGUCAUUAUCCGAACUCCUGAUUUGUGAAUUUGUCAAUUUUGUUGUAUUAAAGUGCACUUACACUAGAUUUAGACCAAGAUAAGUCUGCAACGAUUUUUGAUAGCACACGCAGUGCAAGUGUUAUACGUCAUCAUUUCAUAGAAGUUUGACGUUUAAAUUAACACUUUCACUGCAGACUUAUCUUGGUCUAACUGUAGCAAUAUUUCAGUCAACGGCAGUGGGUCAAAUUGGAUUAUUAUGAGAUUCAAAGCAAUCUCAAUACAAUGCGACUUAUUUCGUCAGUAUAUUCCAUAUUACUUACUCAAAGCUUCUUAUAUCAAUUGUAAAAGUGCCCAAUUGCUAAGGGUGGGUCAACAUUAACAAAUGUUGUAUACACUGAUCAAUACCCUCUAGCCGCCCAUACGUCAAACCUUGCCAAGCAAAAUUAAAUUUUAUUUUGUCAACACAAAGUUCAAAUUAGAAUGGAACAGGAGACCUUUUUAUAGGUCUCUGGGCGGCUAGAGGAUAUAAAUUGCUCGUGUUAGUGCACCUUUAGAAUUAUUGUAGUUAGAUGAAGGUACAUUCAUACUUAAUAGGUAGUUGGUAGACCGAUGUGACAGCCUACUAGUAUAUUCUAGUAUUUGAAAAGUAAAAUUUACCCUGUGGUAUUUAAAUGUUUUUGGCGAAAUAGCGAAACUGACUGUCUAUCUCUUUUUUUGUUUGUUUGUUUGAAGACAGGUACAUAAAACAGUUAGGCUGCUUCAAAAGUUGUAAGAUACAUUUUCUGAGAUAAUAAAUUCUAUUAUAUACCUAUGUAUUAUGUAGGUAUGUAGGGUAGUUUGAAUUGGUCUGUUGGUACAUGGUGAAUUGAUCUAAUAAUUAUUAAUGAUAAGUAAUAGUUGAUACGUAGUUGAUGGCUUUUUCGCCUUAAGGGAUUAUUUCCAAUAUGAUUAUGGAUACUAUAAAUACCUAUUGACUCGUAUGAAAUCAAUUUGUUUAAAGACACUUCAUUUAUUGAUCAAUGCUUAACCCUUUACCCGGCUGAUAUUUCAAAAAUGACAAUCAAAUGUCAAUCUUACUCAUCGAAAGUAGAACACAUGUACCGUAUGUGGGAAAUAUAUAAUAUAAUAUGUCCCUUAGGUCCACUUACACCAUCCCACUAACCCGGGGUUAACCGGUUAACCCCUCGGAUGCGGCCUGUCAAAUAUAAUCAUUGAAAAAGUGACCUUGCCAUUUAAAACAAUAGAUUUAAAUUCACACGCACGGAUCCGUGUCUAACCAUACGAGGGGUUAAACCUGGAGUCGCUAUGGUUACCCAUACAAUUUGACACUAGGUAAACGGUUUAACUGCUUAACCCCGGGUUAGUGGAUGUUGCUAGUGGGCCUUAGCCUAGUAUAGGGUUAAGUUUUUAAGCUACAGAUUUAUUUGUAGGUAGAAUGGAUAGACCAAACCUAAAUUGUUUUAUACUGUCAACACCCAGAAGACUUUUUUGGUCGGUUGGUUUGGUUGGGUGUUGGAGGUUAUAGGCCAGAGCACAUCGGCUACGUGCGCGUACGUGCACUAAAAUGUUGGAGCCCUGCACGCACACUUCACGCAAGCGGUGUGCCGUCUCUCAUAAGGUUCUGUAUACUACAACGCGCAUAUGCAAGUUCACGCACAUGCAUCCGGUGUGCGCAGUCCAUAAGGACAAGUUGGACAGGUUAUUAGCACGUCUUCUUGCGUUCCGUAGGUACUCUGCGGUGCGGUCCAUCCGGUGUGGUCUAGCCUUCAGUAUUUUUAUCUGUGGUUAUGUAUUGAUAUUGUUAUUUUGUUUGUACUUAUAAAUAUAUGUGCGGUCGGUUGUAUUAUGACGGUUAAUAAAUAUGUGGUUUGGACC